AUGAAAUAUUUCUUGAUAGCUGAAGCCUAUGAACUAUGGAUCAUAGUUAACCAAGGUCCUUUGAUUCCUACUAAACAAAAUGCACAAAAUGAAACAGUUCCCAAAGACCCCUCCGAAUUUGUGGUAGCAUAUUUCAGAAUGAUGGACAAGAAUGCAAAGGCUAUGAAAAUCCUUAUUUGUGGACUCGGUCCUGAUGAGUGCAAUAGAAUUUCUCCGUGCUCUAAUGCGAAGCAGAUAUGGAAUGCACUCCAAACUACUCAUGAAGGAACAAAUCAAAUAGAACUGCGCAAAGAAGAACCAAAGAAGGAGAAGGCCUUGGUUCUUAGAGUAUCUGAGGAAGAUGAAUCUGAAUAUGAUGAUCCCGAUCUAGCAAUGUUCGCCAAGUUCAAGAGGUUCAUGAAGAACUCCAAAAGUGCAUCCAAGAGAGAGACCAGUGGUAAGCACAAGUAG
Messenger RNA from Nicotiana attenuata, 450 nucleotides. RefSeq lists its product as uncharacterized. The record is from RefSeq and is a predicted model, not a curated record. Lineage: Eukaryota; Viridiplantae; Streptophyta; Magnoliopsida; Solanales; Solanaceae. The transcript is spliced from 2 exons. The coding region runs from base 1 to 450 and encodes 149 amino acids.